Molecule: messenger RNA, 1800 nt
Organism: Aplosporella prunicola CBS 121167
Lineage: Eukaryota; Fungi; Ascomycota; Dothideomycetes; Botryosphaeriales; Aplosporellaceae
Exons: 2
Coding region: 37-1686 (549 amino acids)
Source: RefSeq, a predicted model, not a curated record
CUGUGGGCUGUGCGACGCGACCACGGAUUGCUCGCCAUGAUUCCACCUUACGAGGAAAAGAAUGUGGGCAAUCGCCCGAUAUACCGUCCUUUGCGCAAUCGGCACAUCCGUCUGGUAUGCAUCGAGCCUGCAGACCAAUCGUUGUCCGAGCUGCGAUGCCGUCUGGUACAUAUGCCCCUGGAAGGAGUUGGCGCCGCCGACUACAUGGCACUUUCGUACACCUGGGGAGGGUAUGAAACCGAGGCGCAUGUUUUCUUAACGGACUCCUGCAAAAGCCUCGCCAUCACGACAAACUGUGCGCAGGCAAUCCGCUGGCUUCGGCUCAAGGCGGAAAUAAGGCUGGUAUGGAUUGAUGCUAUAUCAAUUGACCAAUCCAAUGUACAAGAACGAAACUCUCAGGUGCGCAUGAUGGGGGACAUAUAUCGGAACGCCGGUCUGGUAAUUGUUUAUCUCGGUGAGGAAUCAUGUCAUACGUCCAUGAAAGAAAUAUCGAAUGCAGAUGUUUCGAAACGGAAAUCAAAAGACAUCGCUCCGGACAUUCUCUACAAACCAUGGUUUCGACGCAUCUGGGUCAUUCAAGAGGUCGUGUUAUCCAAAGCCGCCAUGGUAAUCUGCGGAGAAGCAUGUAUAUCUUGGGAUUGCUUUGUAAUGUGGGCAAAUCGACAUCGUUCACUUGCACUGCCGGGAGUUCUGUCUUACGGCUCAGGCUUUUCUCCCACGAAAAAAACAUUACUCCACCAGCUGCAAGCAACACGAGGUAGCCGCGCUUCGGAUCCACGCGACAAAGUUAUUGCACUUUUAGGACUUCUCCCUCAUGAGGAAUUCUUACUUUACAGUCCUUUGAUAGACUACCGGCUACGUACGGAAAUCACCUAUGCGAAAACGGCCUCGAUGGUCAUACAAGCAGAGAGAUCGUUAAGAGUACUCUCGGCGGUCCAGAACUCGUCAUACAGAUAUCUCAAGUUGCCAUCUUGGGUCCCUGACUGGAGCAUACCUAGCCGGCAAAAGGUCCUGGGCAUCGAUGCUACAAUGGGCGAGCCAUACGACGCUGGAGGCAGGCCGGCGCAUUGUGAAAUCAUUCGAGAGGAGAUCCUCAGAGCUACAGGGCUUGAGAUAGGCCGUGUGGUGGGCAUGACAAUGCCGGCCUCAGAUCUCAACAAAUGGUACGAGUACUUCAAAGCCCACUGGCGAUCCUCGCCCAAGAUCAGCAAACAAGACCACGACCUGAAGCCCUCACAAAUAUUCCAAAAAAUCAUCACCGGCCGCGCGUCUUCCACCAUCGACUCCUCCUGGACGGACCCCAAGCCGCACUCGCGCUCCCUCCUGUUCGGAAAACGCAUGGCCCCGGAAAUCAGACGGCGGGCCCAAAGAGUGUGCUCGCGCCGUCUGCUCUUUCGCACGGAAACAGGCCUCUUUGGCAUCGCGCCCGUGGACACGCGCAAAGACGACGUCGUCUGCGUCCUCUUGGGCGGCCCGACGCCGUAUAUCCUGCGCAGAGAGGGCCCGGAGUCCAAGUAUUUUGCGCUGGUCGGCGAGUGCUAUGUCUACGGGAUGAUGAACGGGCAGGCCCUGGCGCAUCUGGAGGCGAAGCUGCGGGCUGCGGGCCAUGUGUUUUGCUCGGCGGCGACGGCGACGGCGGCAGAGUGGCCGUGUUCGGCGCCGCUGAGGGAUUUUGUUAUUCGGUGAAGUGGGGUGAUUAUUUGUAGGAUAAUUGGAGUGUAUGCAAUUUAAUCAUGGGAGGCGGAGUUUACUUUCUGUAGGAUUCAUGGGCUGAAAGUAUUAAUUUGUGUUUGUCUGGUG